This is a messenger RNA of Symbiodinium natans, 2838 nucleotides long. The record is from the annotation of a GenBank genome assembly. NCBI's taxonomy places the organism in Eukaryota, Dinophyceae, Suessiales, Symbiodiniaceae.
AUGGCACACUCCAUGCAACUGCAAGCGAUUGAAGGCCGAUUGCAGAAGGCUCUUGAGCGCGUCCGACUAGUUCUGAAUACGGAAAAAACACCGCAAUUGGCGGCCAACGUGCACCACCAGUACAACGACAAGUAUUUUCUCGUAGAGAGAAGCACCUGCAUAGCCGCUGCGUCACAGCUGAACUGUCUAGCAUGUUUGGGCCUGACAGCCGACCAGCUAAGCAGCCUUCGCACAUGGCUGCCGGCACAGGUCUCGCUGCGUUUCAGGUCCCAAGAGAAGUGCACGUUUCUGCGCGAAGAGAAGCGCGAGGAGGAAGACCCAAGGAAGCGUGUGGAGGAGGUCUCAGUGGGUGGCGUGGCGCGGGCCAGCUGGUCGAGCAAGGUGGUGACGACCAUCACGGAGUAUUUCUGGAAGUUCGAGACGAGUUACACCUUGGAAGCUUUUCGUGGUGUCGGCGCCGAAGAUGCUGAUAGGCUUCAGCUGCUUUCGAGAAAUGGGCAGGUUGAGCUAAAGACGAGCGCCAAGUCGCCGCCGCCGCAUCCAGAAGCACGGGUGCCAGCCACGAACCAGGAGGUCAACAUCACCUGGCUGUUGCAGCAGCUGGAAGGCACAUCUCCUGUAUUCAAGAUUGACCGGGCCGCCACGGGAUGCAGCACACCGCGCCGCAACCAAGAUGUGGACAAAGCCUUUGCACACUUCACGAUGUUCACGCACUGGGCUGUUGGCGUGUCGGAUUACUUGCAACACUUGAGCGUUCUCGACCCCAGGACCUGCCCGCAACUGCCAGUCGACGACGUGUUUGUGCCAAUCCUGCCGUUGAUGGUGAGCUGUCGGACUUCCACUCCAAGCGGCCCAAGCUCACCUGCAGAGUCCUCUGUGCUAGCCUCACUGCAUCUGUCAACAGACGUUCCAGACAGCUGUAUCCUUUCCGUGUCGGAUGCCAAUGGGCUUCUCUCUGAGGAGACCCGCACCAUCAAAGAUCAACAAGGAAACAUCAGUGAAGCCCUUCCAGGCAACGAGGGUGUCUACACGCACGUGGACUGCGUUGUUCACUUAAUUUUGCGGCAUUGUGAAAACGUCGCGAAGCGCUGGGGUGACCUGGUGGAGUAUGUGGAAGCUAUGCUGCGCAAGCAGUUGGUAGAUGCCAUUGGCAAGGAGGUCACGCCAGCGCUAUUUGCUGCUUAUAUGCGAUUUCACUACCGAAGACUUUUUCGACCUGCUUUCCAACCCCGCCAGUUCUGCUUCGCCGUGCGGCGAUCAGAGCACCACAGCCCAGAGGGGACUGUCAGCAUCGAAGAGGACGCAGUGGGCCUUGACGAAUCCAGCAUUCGAAGCCCGAUCGUCACCAUUGCGAACUGUGCCAGCGGGUGCACCAUGACCUUUCCGCUAAAUGCAUCGACGGAGGUCUCCUACACAGGUGAUGUCUAUCUGCAUGGUUGGCUGUCCCACCGCUUCUCAGGAGCCAGCGGUGCAGCUCUUUACCUCUCCGCAAGAGCGCGUCAGUUCAGCUCCAUGCUGGUACUAGUUGGCCGCGUCGCGUCAGCGACCUCCUUCGAUCCCAAGUUUGCAGCCAUCCUCCAGAACAAAGACGAGCUGACCAUUCCACUAGAGCUGUCAAUGAUACCUACGCCGAAGGAGUUCAAGGAUGCCAUCGCUUCCUUGUCCCCACAGCAGCAGGCUUUUGCCAAGGCCUUUCGGUCGAUGCAGUUGGAAAGCACGCUUUUUGGCGUUUUGGUGAUUCAAAUCAAGCCGCAGCUUGAGAGACUGCUGAACCUACCAGACGACAGCCUCACCAAGGAGAUCAAACUUACCCAGGACCUGAUGGAUCUCUUCAUCAAGUACCAGAUUCCCAGCGAUCUGCUGUCAUUCAGCGAAGAUGAAGGCGCAGAAGUGGCCCCGGCUCGGCGGUUGGAAAUGGUCAAAAGCCAUGUGAAGGCUAUGCACGACAUGAUCCAGCAGGAGAAGGAGGCUGAGCUCCUGGCAGCACGUCAGGAGCUCCAGUACAAGCAGCCCAUCCUGCACCCCCAGCGGUCGGGCUCGGACUCGGACUACAGCAUGGAAGGCAUGGACGAAUGCGCAGAGCGUGGACUCUCCAGUCCCAUGUCUGAGUGCGAAGAGUGCGAGAUGGAUUGCAAUAUCGGAUGGGGCUCGGCUGCUGUGCCUGCAGCGCGAUCGGCAUCUGUUGUGCACAAGAGGAUGAAGAUGGAAGAGAAAUCCUUGGAACGGGAUCGCGACCGGGACGACCGGAGCAGCGCUGCACAUGCUGCACCCGCACCUGCGACAUCUGCGACGUCUAGCCGUCCGGGCCAACCCACACAGGGGCAGCCGUCUGAGGUGUCCGGACCAGGUGAGGGGUCCGGUGGGUCCGGCGGCCUGCUACAUGCCCGGGACUACACGAAGGUUCCCAAGCAGAUGGAUGCACAGUUCGAGACACUGGCUCCGGACAGUGCGCUGCGCCCGACUAUCAUCAAUCCUGGAAGUUGCUGGACAAAGCGGACGCAGAAGGCCUUGCUGGCGCAACCCUCCACAUCAAGCCUCUUCCUCGACGAGCAGAAAACACAGAAGGAUGCGGCUUUCGACUUGCUUGAUGCCGUUACGAAGUCUGGUGCGAUACCUCUCAGCCAUGCCGCCCUUCACAUCGUGAUUGCCGCAACGCACUGCUUCGACAAGACAGUCACAGAAACAGUUGUCCAGGACAAUGUGAACCCCAUCGACAAGGUGGAGCGCUCCGCCUUGAUAGUUGCGUCGACAGUGCAUCAGCAACCUGUGGCAGCUCUCAUCGAUGAGGCUUCCAUGGCCCGGGUGAGCAUCUCGAGCCCACGGCUUUUUCUGGAGUGA